Molecule: messenger RNA, 4137 nt
Organism: Diversispora eburnea
Lineage: Eukaryota; Fungi; Glomeromycota; Glomeromycetes; Diversisporales; Diversisporaceae
Source: the annotation of a GenBank genome assembly
AUGGCGUCUUUUGAACAAAUCGAACAAUUACGACAAGAAUUUACAGUUGAAAAGUUUCGUUUUGAACAAAAAUUACAUGAAUCCCAAAAAGAACUAUAUUCAUUAGAAAUCCGAAACAAAGAUUUAAAUUAUAAGUUUGAAGAUGUUCAAAAACUUUUGGAUAAUGCUGAAAAUGAAAAGAAUAACUUAAUAAAUGAAAAUAAAACUGUUACUGAAGAAUUAAAGAAACUCCGGGAAGAAUUUUCUUCCCGAGAAAGAAGUUACCAGGAAGAAAAAGAAAAGAAAACGACAUUUAUUAAUUUGACGGAACAAGAAAGAAAUUUAUUAAAAGAUAAUGUCGAGCAAUUAUCAAAAUUGAAUUUGAAAUAUCAAAAACAAGUAUUUGAUUCACAAUAUGAAUUGAAUAACUUAAAAAAAAAGGAAUUCGAAACAAAAGUUUUGGAAUCAUUAAAAUUAAAACUUGAUAGCAUGGAAAAUAAUAUGAAGGAAUUAGGAAAAAAUAAUUCAAAAGUUUUAUCUACGCAUGUUUAUUCCUUAACUCAACAAGUGAACGAAUUAACCAAUGAAUUAGAAAAAUAUAAAAAUAAAUCAUCACAUUAUGAAAGAGUGGCAGAAGAACAAAUAUCAAUUGCUCAAAAUGCUACACAUGAAAAAGAAGAUAAAGAACAAUAUUAUGAAAAUUUGCUUAAAGGAGUAAUAAAUGAAGCUUUAUCAUUAAAAGAAGAAUGUAAAUUAUAUCAAAAAGAAAAGGAAGCCGAUAAACAAAUGUUUGAAGAUAUGGAAUUAGAAAAAACUAGAUUAAGUCGGAUAUCCGUUCUUGCCACCACCGCUCCAGUUGGUGCAGUUGAAUUAGCAUUACAGGAAAAAGGCAGAUCAAUUGUCGAUAUGUACAAUGAAUAUACCAAUCUACAAGAUUUAUUAUUCCAUGAGAAAUCAAAAAAUUCUGAUCUUAAUGACAUUAUAACAAUGCUUAAAUAUGAACUUGAUGGCUACGAGUCAAAUACUGAACAGAAUAAUGUCAGAUUUAAUCAACUUCUUGAAGAAAAUAAAAUUAUUAAAGAACAGUUAAAAUUAAAUUAUUCAGAAAUAUCUCGAUUAAAUUCAAAUAUAAAAAACCUCGAGACAGCAAAUCUAAGUUUAGAAGAUCUUAUCACUCAGAGAACUCAAGAAAUCAUACAACUAAAGGAUAAGAAUAAAUUCAUUAACGAUAAAUUUAAUUAUUUUUAUGAAAAGAAAAUUGAUAAUAAAUUUCUAAAUGAAAAAUUACCUGAAGAUCCUCGCAAAUUACAUGUACUUUGCUUUAAUCUUAGAACUGAAAAAAUUAAUUUACAAAGAAAUAAUGCCGCUCUAGAGAAUCAUAUAGAAUCAUUUAAAUCUCAAUUAUCUUUAAGAGAUGUUGAAGAUAAAACUACUGCUCAACAUAUUCAUAAACUUCAAGAGCGUAUUCAACAAUUCAAUAGACAAAUUGAAACUUUGGAAAACGAAAGAAAACAACAUUUAGAAAUUGCAUUUAGGAAUAAAAAAUUAAAAGAAGAAAAUCAAGAACUUAAAGAUAGAAAUGAACAUUUAUUAAAAGAAUUAAAAAAUCAUGAAGAAAAUGGUCAAUUGUUUAUUGAUGAAAUGAAUAGUUUUGAAUUAUACAAAUCAACAUGUGAUAAUAAAAUAAAGAAUUGGGAAGAACAAGAAUGGCAGGAUAUUAAGAAUAUUUUACAUCAAUCACGAAGCUUUAAUAGUCAACUUGAAAAUCAACUUACUAAGUUACAAGAAGAAAACAGAGUAUUACGUACGGAAUUAUCAAAUACCAAAUCUUCAUUAUCCAUUCAAGAAACCAAAUGGAAUGAAUUAAAAAUUAGUUUUUCAAAUGAGAUGAUGGAUCUCUUAAGUGAUAGUGAAAAAGCUGUUCACCUAGAAAAAGAAUUUUCAUCACUGGUAGAACAAAAGAAACGAUUAGAAAAUGAAUUAAAUCAAUCAAAUGAUAGUUUAAUAUCAGCAAGAACCAAAAAUGAUUUACUACAAAAUCAAUUAAAUGAAUUAAAUGAGAAAUUUAGUUUAAGUUUAAAGAGAAAAGUUGAAGAACAUGAAAAAAUAUUAAAUGAGAAAAUAGGUUGUCAAAAGGAAAUUAAAGAACUUUCGGAAAAAUUAAAAGUUAAUAAUGCAAUAAUUGAAUCACAAGCAAAAGAAAUUGAGAAAUAUUCCAAUCAAUCAACUGCAAUAUUUGAUAUAUCCGAAAUCUCUGAAGGACAAGAAAAUCGAAUUAUCCAAUUAAAUAAAUUUUAUAAAGAAUUAUGUGAUAAAUAUAUGGUUGAUCUUAACAAACAACAAUCUUUAUAUGAUGAACUUAAAUCCGCUACUGAUAUUGAACGCGAAGAAAACUCGACAAAAAUCAUAAACCUACAAGAAGAAAUUAACCAAUUAACCGAGAAAUUAACAGCUAUAUCAAAUGAAUUAGAUGAAAAUACCAAUAAUCUUGUCGUAAAUGAUCAAGCAUAUAAAAACACUUUAAUCACUUUAAAUUCUCAAGAACAACAUUUAAAUGAAGAAUUAAAAAGACUAAAACAUUCAUACGAAGUAGCACAAAAUAAUUAUAAUCAAACACUUAUUGCUCAUGCUGAUAAUACUAAACAAUUACAUAAAAUUAAUGAUGAAUAUUCGAAAUUGAAGUUUGAAUAUAAUAAACUUCAAAAUACUUUAGUACAAUCAGAAUCUUUAUGGAAAAAUGAAAAGGAAAAUGUGGAAAAACGUUCACUGGAACUUGAGAAACGUUUCAAAGAACUUGAGAAUGAAAAUAAAUCCCUUCAUGAACAUAUUAAUAAUAAUUCUUCAUCAGAUAGUGAUCAUUUAAUUUCUAAUUUACGACAAGAAAGAGAAGUUUUUUAUCGACAAGCAGAAAGAUAUAAAGUUCAAUUUGAACAAGCUCUGAAAUCUUUAGGUGAAGUUCGAAUAUUACUUGAUAAGGAACGAGAAUUUAAUAAAAAGAUCCAAACAGAAUCAGUUGGUGACCUAACAGAAGAAAAUACUCAUCUAAAAAUUCUUAGUGAAAGUAAUAAAGCACUAAGAGAAGAAUGUGAAAAUUUAGAAAAAACUGUGAAUGAUCUUCAAUCAUCUAAAAAUGAAUUUGAAGAAAAAGUAUCAAUUCUUAAAGGACAAAUUCAAGAUUUGAAAUUUGAAAAAGAUAAUUGUGUACAGGAAAUAGAAAUAAUUAAAAAAGAAAAUGAAGAAUUACAUGAAAGAUUUAAAGUUAUUUUAGAGAAAUAUGAUAUUGAAGAUCCUACUGAAUUACAAAAAUUGAAAUCAGACUUAAAAUCAUUCGAAAGUGAAAUAGAAAGAUUAAAAGCAGAAAAUGCCAAAUAUAAGAGACAGAGUGAACAAGUAGAAACUGAAAAAUCUCGUUUAACCGAAGAAAAUGCAAAAGAAAAAGUACGAUUAAAUCAAGAAAUUCAAAAUUUGCGUAACCAAUUAUCUUAUCUUCAAAAGAAUAAUCAAAUUAAACAAGCGGGUCAAGAUAAAGAAUUAGAACAAUUAAAAAGACAGUUAGAAAAUUCUCAACAAAUAAAUUCCGAAAUUACCAAGAAAUUUAAUUUAACUCAACAACAAAAAGAUGAUCUCACAAAUGAAUUAAAAGUGGUUAAAGAACAACUUGAUUCAAUUAAAGAACAAAUGGUUGAAACUAUGCGAUUUAAAGCUCAAGAAUCAAUGUUUAUAAGUAAAGUUAAAAAAUUAGAAGAACAAAAUAAUGAUUUACAUCAAAAAUUACAACAGCAGCAACAAUCUAUUUUAGAAAAAUCUAAAUCUGUUGAAACUAUUCAAACUCAAGAUAAACUAACUCAAACUGAUGAAAUUUCAACAAUAACAAUAAUUCCAAAUACUUCCGAAAAUAUGACUACUACUACUCCGGCUACUUCCGAACAUUUAAUACCUUCAACAUCUGCUUUUCCAGUUAUAGCACCUAGAGAGAAACCACCAGUUAAAUUACAAAGAAAUCGGAUGCAGCAAAUUAUACAACAAGAAGAAAAACCAAAAUCAAGUUCAUCGGAUCAAAAAAAUGAUGAUGAUGAAUCUCGAUUAAAUGAUUAUAUAAAAAAACAAAUGGGAAAGGUUCACUUUCCAUUUUUCAGAAAAGAAAUGGUCGACAAUUAG